AUGGGGGUAGAGGGCUGCACCAAGUGCAUCAAGUACCUGCUCUUCGUCUUCAAUUUCGUCUUCUGGCUGGCUGGAGGUGUCAUCCUCGGUGUUGCACUGUGGCUCCGCCAUGACCCACAGACUACCAACCUCCUCUACCUGGAGCUCGAAGACCGGCCGGCACCCAACACCUUCUAUGUGGGCAUCUACAUCCUCAUCGCUGUGGGUGCUGUGAUGAUGUUUGUGGGCUUCCUGGGCUGCUACGGAGCUAUCCAGGAGUCCCAGUGCCUGCUGGGAACGUUCUUCACCUGCCUGGUGAUUCUGUUUGCCUGUGAAGUGGCCGCUGGCAUCUGGGGCUUUGUCAACAAGGACCAGAUUGCCAAGGAUGUAAAGCAGUUCUAUGACCAGGCCCUCCAGCAGGCUGUACUGGACGAUGAUGCCAGCAACGCCAAGGCUGUGGUGAAGACCUUCCAUGAGACGCUGAACUGCUGUGGCUCUAAUGCACUGGCCACACUGGUCACCUCGCUGACCAAGAACAACCUGUGCCCCACGGGCAGUAACAUCAUCACCAACCUCUCCAAGGACUGUCACCAGAAGAUCGAUGACCUCUUCUCCGGGAAGCUGUACCUGAUCGGCAUUGCAGCCAUUGUGGUGGCUGUGAUCAUGAUCUUCGAGAUGAUCCUGAGCAUGGUGUUGUGCUGUGGCAUCCGCAACAGCUCCGUGUACUGA
Messenger RNA from Chrysochloris asiatica (Cape golden mole), 708 nucleotides. It is a transcript of the gene CD81, whose product is annotated as CD81 molecule. The transcript has 8 exons. NCBI's taxonomy places the organism in Eukaryota, Metazoa, Chordata, Mammalia, Afrosoricida, Chrysochloridae. Gene Ontology annotation, cellular component: membrane. Bases 1 to 708 code for a protein of 235 amino acids. The record is from RefSeq and is a predicted model, not a curated record.